AUGCCCGGAGAGGACGAGCCGCCGCCUGUUGAAGUACAACGACUGGUCAGCCACUGCGAGAGAGCAGGUCUCGCGAUUAUCAUCGGGGCCGACUCCAACGCACACCACCAGCUGUGGGGAAUGGAGACCAGUAAUAACAGAGGUAAGACACUUGUUGAAUAUCUUGUGACUACAAAUCUAAACAUUCUAAAUGUGGGCGCUGAACCAACAUUUGUAAACAAACGAUGCAAAACGAUUAUUGACCUGACUCUGGCUUCGGAGGAGGUCAGCGAACUAGUUAUGGGAUGGCACGUCUCUCAGGAGGCCUCCUGUUCAGACCAUAGAUGGAUUCGCUUCAAUCUACUAGCAUCUAGUGACACACCAAUCGCCCGUAGGAAUCCCAGGAAAACUGAUCGAGCCGCUUUUAGGAAGAUCCUAGGCGAAAGCCUCGAUCUGCUUCCUCCGAGGGAUGACCUUCGGGAACCAACUCAAAUAGAACAGCAGGUAAACAUCUUAACUGAUGCCCUCGUAGACAGCUACCACAAGGCGUGCCCCUUAAACCCACCGGCAAGGACUGCCAUAACGGGUCACCAGUGGUGGGGCCCAGAACUGGAGAGACUCCGGCGGAAAACCAGGAGACUCUUCAACAGGGCCAUGAACACAAUGGCCGAAGUGGACUGGGACAACUACUAUGAAGCCAAGGCCAGGUACAAAAAAAGACUGCGGUACUGGAGAUCCUUAUCGUGGAGGAACUUCUGCAGCAGCAUCGAAACAUUAGACCAGGCCAACCGGGUAAGGAAAACUCUAGCGCACAAGCCCACAUCACAACUGGGCUCACUGCGGAAGCCCGAUGGCACAUACACAUCUUCCCCUGCAGAGACUCAACGCCUUCUCCUGGUAACCCACUUUCCGGGAUGCGUAAGCCUCGCUGAUGUAAAUCAGCAGGACGAGGAAUACAGCACAACAGACAACAACUGGCAAAUGGCGCAUAGAAUCGUCACCGCUGAGAAACUCAGGUGUCACAGACAGUCCCUUAUGCCGAGGAUGCAUGGAGACAGAAGAAACAGCCUCUCACGUGGUGCUGGAAUGCAGCGGAGUGGCCCCAUACAGGGCAAAACAUCUCGGAUCCCCGAGAGACCUCCCUGAGGUCCUACUCAACAUCAAAGGUUUGAUAGGAUUCCUCGAGGAGUUGGGCUGGCAAGAGUAGCCAACCCUCCACCCCCCCUUGUCACGCAAAAUAGGCGCCAGUCGUCGAGUUGCGGAAAAUCGCCCGAACUACAAUACAAUAC
This is a messenger RNA of Cydia pomonella (codling moth), 1268 nucleotides long. RefSeq lists its product as uncharacterized. The coding region runs from base 1 to 1125 and encodes 374 amino acids. The transcript is spliced from 2 exons. Lineage: Eukaryota; Metazoa; Arthropoda; Insecta; Lepidoptera; Tortricidae. The record is from RefSeq and is a predicted model, not a curated record. Gene Ontology annotation, molecular function: catalytic activity.